CUUCUCCUUCCCCCCUUAUCCCCCCUUCACGCCCGCCUGUUCCCCGGGCAGCUCCCCGCGGCGUCCCGCCCUUCCCCUGGAGACGGGAGUGCACAGCGGAGCCGCGGAUAACCCGCCUGGGCCUGGGCGGAGGGGUUCGCUCCCUCCGGGAACAGCAUAUUGAAGUAUGUCUGGAAGUUUCUACUUUGUGAUAGUUGGUCAUCAUGAUAAUCCCAUAUUUGAAAUGGAAUUUCUGCCUCCUGGAAAAGUAGAGUCCAAGGAUGAUCAUCGCCAUCUCAACCAGUUCAUUGCCCAUGCGGCUCUUGACCUGGUAGAUGAGAACAUGUGGCUUUCUAACAACAUGUAUCUGAAGACUGUGGACAAGUUUAACGAAUGGUUUGUUUCUGCUUUUGUCACAGCUGGACAUAUGAGAUUUAUAAUGCUUCAUGAUGUAAGGCAAGAAGAUGGAAUUAAGAACUUCUUUAAUGAUGUAUAUGACUUGUAUAUAAAGUUUGCAAUGAAUCCAUUUUAUGAACUCAAUUCUCCUAUUCGAUCCAGUGCCUUUGAAAGGAAAGUACAGUUCCUUGGAAAGAAACACCUUUUGAGCUGAAUAAAUAACUUUCCUGAGUGAGUGUUUUUUCCCUACUCUCCUAAUUAUUAGUACUGUAGUUCGUCUGGUUAGUUCUCUGCACGUUUGAUAUUCAUCUUUCUGAAGAUUGAGAAAUUGGAUGCUGAAGAAGUUUUUUGUGGCUUUUUUCUGAUACGAAUAAUAACAACUAAGCGUCUCUGGUUAAAAUGUGUAUCAGUAACUUUCCUUUUAUGUGUUAUGAAAAGCAAGUUCAAAAAUGUCAGGGCUGAACAAGUACUAACUGAAAUAUGGAUGUCAAUGGGUAUGCAAAAUACAAGCUGCAUGUACAGGGUGGGAGGAAAUCAGAUCUAAACACAAAAGACAUCUCCAGUCAUGUGAUUAAAUAUGAGCAAAAGGGGACUCUUGACUGUUCAGACUAAAUAGCUAAUUGUGUUAUAAAGCUUUCUAUUGAUAGUCCUUUGCUAGGCAAUUAAUGCUGUAGACUAACCAGGCUAACUUGACACUUGGUGGUAUUAAAUCAGGUCUAUAUUAAUAUUGUAAUGUGUAGUAUAUGUAUUAUGAAGUGCUAAAUAAAAAGGAAAGAGGCUGUAUCAGCAAAGCUUUGUCUUUAGUAUUUCAGGAGGUUUCGAGAAAAAGAACCCUUACUUUUAAAACUUACAUUU
Calypte anna (Anna's hummingbird) is the source of this 1230-nucleotide messenger RNA. It is a transcript of the gene TRAPPC2, whose product is annotated as trafficking protein particle complex 2. The record is from RefSeq and is a predicted model, not a curated record. Lineage: Eukaryota; Metazoa; Chordata; Aves; Apodiformes; Trochilidae. Gene Ontology annotation, cellular component: TRAPP complex; nucleus; cytoplasm. Gene Ontology annotation, biological process: endoplasmic reticulum to Golgi vesicle-mediated transport. The coding region runs from base 167 to 589 and encodes 140 amino acids. The transcript has 5 exons.